Penicillium oxalicum is the source of this 1158-nucleotide messenger RNA. RefSeq lists its product as uncharacterized. The record is from RefSeq and is a predicted model, not a curated record. NCBI's taxonomy places the organism in Eukaryota, Fungi, Ascomycota, Eurotiomycetes, Eurotiales, Aspergillaceae. The transcript has 2 exons. The coding region runs from base 1 to 1158 and encodes 385 amino acids. Gene Ontology annotation, molecular function: protein binding.
AUGUGCAACGUGAAUAGUGCCCCGGUCCUUGGCGAAAACUGGGCCAAUAUCAGUGAUCCUGUGGAGCGGCGACGAGCUCAAAAUCGGAUCGCACAGCGAGGAUAUCGAAAAAGACUUCGACAAGGAGCAAAGGCAAAUGCAGAAGAGAAGGCAGAAAAGGGUGGUCGAGCAAAAGGCUCCGCUGCACCGACGACAACGACGACCGUGACGAAGAGUGGAAGCACGAGAGUGAAGAGAUCGUCCUCACCUCCCGAAAUCAAGAAGUCCCAACCUCAGGCACCACCACGCCAGAGUGCAAUCGUCGCACCACCAACUCCACCCGACUCUGCCUCGAUUUUAUCGCAAGGAACCCACUAUCCAUUUCACCAGUCGCAACCGCAACCGCAGCCACAGCAGCAGCAACAGCGGACCCCCCCGCCAUUACCGACGGACUUCAACCCGUAUCAUGCCCACUUGGACCACUCCUCAUUUCUCGGAGGAUCAUGGAAUGCUCCACUUUUGGAGGAGAACCGCCAUCAUGGCCAUUUCCAGCUUUCGACUCCUGUCGAUGAGCAGCAACUCUGUCUAACCCCAGACAAGCUGCAGGCUUCCCCGUUCGCACCAUCCUCCACAGAUACGGCAAGCCUGCUGGGGCUCCCGUCCCGGCAGAGUCCCGAUAAUGGCAAUCUGAUUCCAUCGACGGCGGAUGGAUCCAUCUCCCGUGGACAUACAGCCUUGCACCGUGCGGCGCUACAUGGCCAUGGGCAAGUCUUGACAGUUCUUCUCCGUGCGGGUGCUGAUCCGACCAUUCCUGAUAACACCGGGUUGACCCCGCUACACUUUGCUGCCCAGAAUGGUCACACCAGCUUAGUACAACAGCUCCUGGCUAGCACGCCUCCAAAUCGGGAUCUUGUGCGACAGGCAACCCGAAUGGGCGAGACGGCUCUCCAUCUGGCUGUGCAAGCGCGGCAAACCACUAUGGUCCAGGUCCUGCUUGACCAUGCACCCCAUGUGGUCAAUGAUCAAGAUCUUCAGGGCCGUACAGCACUCCACCUGGCGUGUGAGUCAAAUCAGCAGGGCUUGGUUGACAUUCUAGUCCACGCGGGGGCACAACUCGAUAUCCGAGAUUUCACGGGCCAAACUCUGCUCCACAGCGCUUGCAUGGGUGCCAAUCUAUGA